AUGCAGAUAGGGUCAACAGUCAUCGUGAAUUCCGAGGCACAUCCUCAUCAGGGGGGUUUCUUUGUUCAGGAUGGAGGUCCGGGUUUAGCUUCAUCCACCUCAAAUCACGUUGCACUGCAGCAGCCUGUGAAAAAACCAACCCGGCAAUGGGCUGCUUGGACACACCAAGAGGAGGAAAGUUUCUUUGCUGCUUUACGACAAGUUGGCAAGAAUUUUGAAAAGAUAACUUGUCGUGUUCAAAGUAAAAACAAGGAUCAGGUCAGACAUUAUUAUUAUCGUCUUGUGAGGCGUAUGAACAAGCUGCUGGGUCCAGGAUUAUAUUUGGAUUCCAAAAAUUCUAAAGAUACUAAUGCUGCUAUGCUUCGAUGGUGGUCGUUGCUGGAAAAGUAUAGCUGCAAAGCAUCAAAGCUUCACUUGAAGCCCCGAAGAUUUAAGAUCUUUAUAGAAGCGUUGGAACACCAACUCCUGAAAGACCGGAAGAAGAGUGUUAGGAAACGGCCUUCUCAGGGGGAAAACUGCCCUCCUAAUGCUCCAAGCACACUUUCCAAUCAGAAUAGACCAUCAGGACAUGAUAAUCGCACAGUUAAACUGGUUCUUGUUGACAGUCACAAUAUUCAGAAAUUAGGACCUGGAAAAGCGUCAUUAAAGCGCAAUGUAAAUAUAGGUGUUAAUCGUAGCAACAAAGGAGACUCAAGUACCAUGAAACCUGCUAGACAACGACGAAAACCAGGUGCUCUCUCGUCAGCAGCAUAUAAAAAGUGGGAAAAGGCUGCAAUUGCUGGGGUUUCUUUGGUUGCUGAUGCUGCUGAGCACCUAGAGCGGGCAGUAACUGAUAAAGAAGUUGAGCAAGACAGAAGUGCUGCAGGGCAAAGUAGCGCUGUUCCUGUUGGAAAAGUUAUGCCGCCUAUGCCCGCUUUUGUACAAAAUAUUGAUGCAGAGAGCGGCAUAAACAAUUGUAUGAAACUUAAGCUCCAGUUGUUCCCAAUUGACGAUGGUACUAGAAGAGCCUUGGAAAAUGAUAAACAUAAUCCAUACUUGGAACUCACUCUUAGUACUCGGAAAAAGAUAUCAUCAGUUUUGGAUCAUCUAAAUCGCAAAUGGGGAAAUUCGAAUGUAGCAUCAGGAGAGCUAACCCUGUUCCAUUACAGUGUCCAGAGGGAUAACCUGAUGGGUUAUCCUAGAUGGACGCAAGACUCAAUUGUCAGCGCGGCAGAUGUAUAUGCAACAAUUGGAUGCCCUCCAGUUUUCCGUUUAAGGUAUGGUUGGUUCUCCAAUGCUGAGCUUGGGUCUGUUGGAUUGCAAACACCUGUAGCAUCUUGCAGCAAUCAAGCUGAAGAGCCCAAUGAGAUAAAUGGCUACAUCUGCGCAAGUCCAAACAAUAACUUUGUGGGGGACCCUACGGAAAUAACGUCAUGGCAUAAAAAGGAGGCUGGUGAUCAGAGUACCUCAAGACAUCGGGGAGAUGUGGAUGACCUGAGAUCAAUUACUGGCACUACACUAUCAGCCGGGGUGUGGGCGGAUAGCCUAACCAACAUAAGCAUGGGAGAUCUACUUUCAGGAGUAUCUCAUGAUUUAGAUACUAACUGCAUCGAUCCACCUGUUGCUGAAGGCUCCCAAUGCCCUCAGCAGAUCCCAUUUAGCUGUGAUUCGUUUGAUGCUGUGAUUGCUGCUCAUAUUUCUAGACAGAACAAGAUGGGAUGCCAACCUACUAUGGAAUGUCAUGUAUCUUCCAUCUGGGAUGCUGAAGAAACAUGUGAUGCUUUCUCAUUUCAAAAGAAUUCUGUUUUCUGUCAAGAGGUUUCCAGUUUAUCUGCUGUUGCUCCUCCAGGGGCAAGCUCAGCGGGCUCUGAUUGCAUGGUUGAGGAGAUACCUGUAGUAGAGAGGCCCAUUGAUGAUCCCCCUCAAGGAGGUCCUACAGAUGAAUGUCAGUCUGAUCCACGUAUCCUUGAGAGUUCAGUAAAAGAUUUCAACGCUUUAACAGAUAUAUACUGGCCUGAAUCUUUAGGACCAUUAGAUUUGGAGAUGCCAUCUUCCAAAUACCAUAGUGAAGAUUUUGUUCUGAGUGAUAGUCUUAGUGGGUUGAACCGCCUUAUUGCCAGCAGUCUCGAUGCAUUUCAAAAUUGCUCCUUUUUUGGGGCAAACAAGAGAGAACCAACAGCAUCAGUUGAAGCUCGAGAAACGGCAUCCUUUUCAGAUUUUAAAAUUGGCAAUGGAGUUUGA
Prunus armeniaca (apricot) is the source of this 2220-nucleotide messenger RNA. Lineage: Eukaryota; Viridiplantae; Streptophyta; Magnoliopsida; Rosales; Rosaceae. The record is from the annotation of a GenBank genome assembly.